Molecule: messenger RNA, 4072 nt
Organism: Prunus avium (sweet cherry)
Lineage: Eukaryota; Viridiplantae; Streptophyta; Magnoliopsida; Rosales; Rosaceae
Source: RefSeq, a predicted model, not a curated record
UGACUUGGAAGAACUUCAAGAUGCUUUUAAGAAAACAAUUCUAUCCAGUUGGCUAUGAAGAUGAAAGAUGGUAUAAGUGGCAACACUUCAGACAAAGAUUUGGGCAGCCUGUACAAGAGUAUACAACAGAGUUCCAUAACCAAGCUAUGGUUUUGGACAUUGACGUCAACGACUAUGACGUUUUCAUGAAGUAUACCGGAGGUCUUGCCGACUACGUACGGAAAGAACUAAAAUUGUUCACUGUAGAUACUAUUGAAGAAGAUACUGUGAAGGCCAUCGCUAUUGAGGCGAAAAAUAAAAAAACUGACAAGAAGGAUGACAGAUCAAAACCCGUCAACAAAACUGACUGGCGGAAAAAAGGGAAGCAAAGCAAGGAAGGUCAGACACAGAAGGUCUACUGUGAUCACUUUCAAGCCAGCAGACAUGCCAAAGACAAGUGCUGGAUACUCCAUCCUGAGUUGCGACCAAAGGGCGAGAAAAACAACCAGGGGAGAAAUGACAGAAAAGCCACCUUAACUGCACAACAGGCAGAAGAGCUUCCAGAGUUGAAGCAACCUGAUGUUACACUUACCCUUAUGACAAGACCAGCAGAUAUUGAAGACACGUACAAUCGUGACGAGUUGUUUCAUGUGAAUAUUCAGGUGAAGCAAAGUGUUGUACAAGCUAUCAUUGACCUUGGAAGUCAGAAAAACCUGAUUUCAGAGGCUUUAGUAAGAAAAGUGGGUUUAGACACCACACCACAUCCUAAGCCGUACCCGGUAGGAUGGAUUCAGAAGGACGUUGACUUACAGAUUACGAAGCAAUGUACCUUCAAAUUUGCUAUCACCAAUCGAUAUAUCGAUGAGGUGGCAUGUGAGGUGGUUCCUUUGGAUGUUUGCCAAGUCAUAUUAGGCAGUCCAUAUUUAUGGGACCGAGAUGCCAUCCACUAUCGGAGGCUUCGCAAGUAUCGACUUGUGAAGGAUGGGAAGGAGUUCCACAUCAACGCUUGCAAGCCUCAAGCUACGAAUAAUUUGCUUACAGAUAAUUUGCUGACACCUAACCAAGCCAAAAGGUUAGUCAAUUCAUGUGGGCGAUUCGUUUUGUUGAUGAUUCGACUGCAAGAUCAGAGUUCUGGAGCUGUGACAUUGUCUACAUUGUCUUUAUCUCCUACACAAUGCUAAGACAUAGGGAAAUUACAGGAGAAGUUCAAGGACUUAUUUCAUGAUGUGCAGGGUUUGCCACCACGGAGAGCUGUGGAACAUGAGAUCCAGUUGGUAGGAGAUUCACCUCUACCAAACUGGGGUUUGUAUCAUACUUCUUUGAUAGAAUCUGACGAGAUCAAGAAGCAAAUUCAGGGACUUCUUGAACAAGGAGUCAUUAAACCUAGCUGCUCACCAUGUGGUUCACCAAUGUUACUUGUGCCUAAGAAAGACGGAGGCUGGCGUAUGUGUGUUGAUUAUAGGGCACUCAACAAAAUAACCAUCAAGAAUCGGUAUCCAUUGCCGAGGAUUGAUGACCUGCUAGAUCAACUACAUGGUGCACGCUACUUCACUAAGCUUGAUCUCAAAUCUGACUAUCAUCAAGUCCGCAUCCAUGAAGAAGAUACUUGGAAGACUGCAUUCAAAACAAAGCAGGGACUAUUUGAGUGGUUAGUCAUGCCAUUCGGAUUAUGCAAUGCUCCAGCUACCUUCAUGCGAUUGAUGAAUGAGGUACUCCGCCCUUUCAUUGACGACUUCGUCAUUGUAUACUUAGAUGACAUUCUCAUAUUUAGUGUCACAUGGGAGGACCAUCUUCAUCAUAUUGCUCAAGUUUUGGAGGUUCUACGAACAAAUCAGUUACAGUUAAAUGGUAAGAAGUGUGAAUUUGGGAAACAACACCUUGUAUACCUGGGAUUCAUUGUUGGUGCAGGAGAACUGAAAAUGGACCUAGAGAAAGUACAAGUGAUUUCUCAAUGGCCUACGCCCCGUUCAGUAACUGAAGUUCGAAGCUUUAUAGGUGCAUGUCAAUAUUUGCGAAAGUUUAUUCGGCACUUUUCACAAAUUGCAGCACCAUUACAUUCUCUUACAAAGGCCAAUCAAAAGUUUGAAUGGUCGAUAAACCAUGAAGAAUCUUUCCAAUUGUUGAAACGAAAGAUUACAGAGGCCCCAGUACUAGCAUUACCGAAUCUACAGAAACCAUUUGAAGUAGAAGCAGAUGCAUCGAACUAUGCCAUGGGAGCCGUAGUAUUUCUGGAUGGGAAACCAGUUGCAUACCAUUCUGAGAUGUUUAGUGGACUGGUAUUGAAUUAUCCGACUUAUGACAAGGAGCUGUAUGCAAUGCAUCAAGCAGUGAAGCAUUGGAGAGCUUACUUGUUGGGAAAAGAAGUUGUAGUUCACUCAGAUCAUAAACCUCUUCAGUUUUUAACAACACAGUCUAAGUUGCAGCAAGCUCGCCAUAUGAAAUGGAUGUCUUGCCUACAACAAUUCAAUAUUGUGAUAAAGUACAAGAAAGGAGCAACUAACAAGUUGGCAGAUAUGUUAUCUAGACCACCUACACCAGUUACUUCCGCAUUGCUGGUGACUAUGCAAAUCCAACCCAUUGUUCCUUCUGAAUAUGCCAAAGGGUAUGACACAGAUACUGAUUUCCACUCAGCCUAUGCCAAGCUACAACAAGGAAAGACUAGUGAGUUCCAAUUGAAGGAUGGACUAAUGUACAAGGGAACACAAUUGUGUAUUCCAGAAGAUGGUGACAGAUUGCAGUGGAUUCGUGAGGCUCAUACUUCCAAAGUAGCAGGACAUUUUGGAGUUGAGAAGACUUUAUUCAAUCUUCGUCGCUAUGUGUAUUGGCCAAAGAUGCAUCUGGAUGUUUCACGAUACAUUCGAGGUUGUGUUCUAUGCAACACAUCGAAGCCUUCCAAUAGAAAGUUAGGACUGUAUCUUCCAUUACCAGUACCUAGCCGACCUUGGGAGAGUAUCUCAAUGGAUUUCUUAGUUGGAUUGCCUAAAACCAAGUCUGGAAAUGACUACUUGUUUGUGGUGGUAGAACGUUUCAGUAAGAUGGUGAUUCUCAUUUCGUGCAAGAAGACCGUUACUGGAGAAGGAGCUGCUACGUUAUUUUUCCAACAUGUUUGGAAGCAUUUUGGCUUACCUACAUCGAUUAUUUCUGACAGAGAAAGUUGAUUCUUAGGCCAUUUUUGGAAGUCGUUAUGGGGAAUGAUGGAUACCAGAUUGAAAAGAAGCACUGCAUUUCAUCCACAGAAAGAUGGGCAAACGGAGGUCGUAAACCAGACUAUGGUACACUUGUUGAGGGGUUACAAUUCCAAGCAUCCGAAGACUUGGGAUGAAAGUCUCCCUUACUUACAGUUUGCUUUUAACCGAGCAAUUCAUGGCUCCACACUCAAAUCUCCAUUUGAGGUUUGUUUGGGUUAUUUACCCCAGAGUCCUUUUGAUUUAGCAUUCACUAUGAGUGCCCAGCCAUUAAGUGGGAAAGAAAAAGAACAACAAAUUCGAGCACAUAAAUUUCUUGAACGAGUCAGAAAGAUUCAUACUGAAGUGGAGGCACAAUUGAAAUGUUCUCAGCAACGAUAUAAAGCUCGCCAUGACAAGCAUCGUGUGCCAUGUAACUUCAAAGAAGGUGACCUAGUAUGGUUACACCUUGGAAAGGAGCGGCUAACCGGUGAAGGCAAGAAACUGAAGCCUAUUCGUUAUGGACCAUUUAAGAUCAUCAAACAAAUUGGUGAUAAUGCCUUUCAACUUGAAUUACCACCAUACAUGCAUAUGUACUCGGUCAUCAAUGCCGAGAAUCUUAAGCUUUUUGAGCCAUCUCUACUUGAUGAUGAUCUUGAUGAAGACACACGUCUUCCAUCAGUUGAUGACUUAAAGAUUGAACGAGAAGAUCCUUUGUAGGAGGAUUGUAUCUUAGAACAAAAGGUUCAUGAGACUCGACAUGGAAAGUAUGAUUAUUUCCUUAUUGGCAGAAAAGGUCAACUUCCUAGCAAGUCGAAGUGGUAUAUUCGAGAAAAGGCAAUAACAGAGUUUCCUCAUCUCACAAUUUAGCUUGACUAGGAGCUCAAGCAUCUUAAAUGGGAGAGCCAUGAUCCAGGAGGAUCUUAAAA